Messenger RNA from Folsomia candida, 2196 nucleotides. RefSeq names its product copper amine oxidase 1. The coding region runs from base 40 to 2196 and encodes 718 amino acids. Gene Ontology annotation, molecular function: copper ion binding; primary methylamine oxidase activity; quinone binding. Lineage: Eukaryota; Metazoa; Arthropoda; Collembola; Entomobryomorpha; Isotomidae. The transcript has 8 exons. The record is from RefSeq and is a predicted model, not a curated record. Gene Ontology annotation, biological process: amine metabolic process.
UUAGCAUAAAUUUUAGUUCACAGUAAAACUUCCAACAAAAUGGUCAAGCUAAACUUUUCAUGGGAACGUAAGUUUCUCACGGUAGGUAUUUUAAUGUCAGUAAUUAGUCAGCGAAACUCAACAGAGGUCAAUAAUUCGCCCGAAGACAUGGCAAGGAUCGGAAAUUGGUUUAAUAAUCUGGCCAACCGACCCACCCCAAUUUCAAGACCUACAGCCAACCCCCGCCAUCCCCUGGAUCCAUUAACCUCUCCUGAAAUACGGCUGGCCUCCCAGCUAAUUCGAUCCUACUUCUCCACCGUUCCAAUUCUCGUCUUUUGCACCGUGACGCUAAAAGAACCCCCUAAAUCUGACCUUCUCCCCUACUUCUUGUCCGACACGACACCCCCACUCACAUCCAGGGUAGCGUUUGCCAGCGUGAUUAACCCCUUGACACAAACAGGGUAUGAAAUCUUGGUGGACUUACUGCACAAAAAGGUGACAAGUGUGGUCGAAUUGGAGCCCGGGACACCACUGAUGUUCGCCAUGGAUGAAGGUGUGGAUAUUCGAGAGGUCGUUUUGGCAGAUCCUAACGUCCAGGCGAGGAUGGAAGCGAUGGGGUUGACAAAUAUGUCGCUGGUAUUUCCCCUACCUGGCGAUUUCGGCUAUGCCGGCGAUCGUCCGGAAUACUUGGGGAAAAGGAUUUCCCAAGUCUUCAUAACUUUUCAGAUCGUCCCACACGACAAUUACUAUGCUCACCAAGUCGGAUUUGUCGCCAUUGUUGACAUCCUCGCCAAGAAGAUGCUUGCUAUCGAAGAACUUCCAACCCAUCUCGGUUUCGCCGUUAGUCAAGCCCCCCUCGGUGAUACUACUGCCCCACUCACCAUGCACAACUACGACCCCACCCUCCUUCCCCCCGACUUUUUCCGGAAAGACGUCCGCCCAAUCCAAUUCACUCAAUUAGGUGGACCAUCUUACAAAGUGUCCGGGAAUAAAGUCGACUGGCAAAAAUUCAGUUUUAGAGUUGGAUUUAACGCUCGCGAAGGCCUAGUUCUGCAUCAUGUCAAUUACAACGACAACGGUGCAGUUAGACCGCUACUGUAUCGUGCCGCACUUUCAGAACUUUUCGUCCCGUAUGGUGACCCAAGACCGCCGUACCAUAGAAAAAUGAUUUAUGACGCUGGUAAAUACGGCAUUGGCCAGACUGCCGUCUCACUUCGACCCAACGUCGACUGUAAGGCGGGAUCCGUGUAUUUUUUCGAUGCCGUCGUUUCCAACAAGGCCGGCCUCCCGGUCACAAUUCCUUCCGCGAUUUGUAUGUAUGAAGACGAUGUCGGCGUUUUGAUGAAGAAAUACAACGCUAAGGAUAGAAGAGCUUACACUGUUAGAAAACAGCGCCUUGUUCUAACUUUUACUUCUUCCGUGGGAAAUUAUGACUACGAGUGGAGAUGGAUUCUACAUCAGGAUGCCUCAAUUCGAAUGGAGGUUAAUUUGCAAGGAAUUGAUGCCCCGGUAUUUCUAGCAAGUUUCAAUAGUGAUGAUCCCCUGCCGAAGCAUGGUACCGUGCUAACAGGUACUCCCGGAGUGCUGGCACCGAAUCAUCAGCAUUUAUUCGUAGUUCGGUUAGACACAGAGAUUGAUGGGAAUGAAAAUACUGUUGCGAUGACAGAUGUCGUGCCGGAUGGUCCAACCGGAUCACCCCAAAACCCUUACGGAAAUGGAAUCACGGCAAUUCCCACAAUUUUGAAGACACCAUCCCUCGCCAGAACAAAUGCCAACGCUGUAACCUCCAGAUCUUGGCACAUUUACGGAAAUCUUGAUAAGAAACAUCCUUACUCCCACACUCCUAUGGGUUAUCAUCUCAUCGCAGGUAACCCAAUCCAUCUUAUGAUGAAUGUCGAUAGUCCGCUCCAUGCAGAGUGUGCCUUUGUCGAUUACACCGUAUGGGUCACGUCCUACGAGGAGGAUCAACUAUACGCGGGAGGUAGGUAUCUUAACAAUUCAGGAUUGCCGGAAUGGGUCGCGGCAGCGCCGGAUUCAAACUUGGUGGGGACGGAUAUCGUUUUAUGGCAUGUUUUCGGAGUAACGCAUAUCCCCGUGGUGGAAGAUUUUCCGGUCAUGUCGAGCGAAACUGUAGGCUUCUGGUUGAAACCGGUCAACUUUUUCUUGACCAAUCCCGCCCGUGACGUGCCAGGAUUUGUGCAUGAGAUCAGAAAUUAA